UAUUUUAUAAAACUUUUGCUAUUUUUCUUCUUUUUUUUCUUUAGUUUAGUAUAAUACGACGAUGUGGUGUAAGAAUGCCGCAGAAUAGAGUUGCAUAUUUUUAUGAUCCGGACGUUGGCAAUUAUCACUAUGGCACCGGACAUCCGAUGAAACCGCAUAGGUUAUCUUUAACGCACAGCCUCGUGUUCGGAUAUGAGCUGCACAAAAAAAUGGACAUCUUCCGACCGUACCAUGCUACGCCGUACGACAUGACGAGGUUUCAUUCUGACGAUUACAUACACUUCUUACAGCGUGUUACUCCAACUAACAAAGCUGGAUUUGCGAGCUCUUUGAGCAAGUUUAGUGUCGGCGAUGACAGUCCGAUAUUCCCCGGCCUUUUUGAUUUCUGCUCCAUUUACACCGGAGCUUCGUUGCAGGGUGCGGUGAAGCUAAACCAUGGAUUGUGCGAUAUAGCUGUCAACUGGUCGGGCGGGCUUCACCACGCCAAAAAGUAUGAAGCAUCUGGAUUUUGCUAUGUCAAUGAUAUUGUAAUCGCUAUUUUAGAACUUUUGAAAUAUCAUGCUCGCGUGUUGUACAUCGAUAUAGAUAUCCACCACGGCGAUGGAGUGCAGGAAGCAUUUUACCUGACCGACCGCGUUAUGACCGUGUCGUUUCAUAAGUACGGUAAUUUCUUUUUUCCCGGAACGGGCGAUAUGUACGAGUUAGGAGAGGAUUCGGGCAGGUAUUAUUCUUUAAACGUCCCUCUUAAAGACGGCAUCGACGACCAGUGUUAUUUAUCGCUGUUUAAGCCCGUCAUCCAAAACGUCAUCGAGAAAUAUCGUCCGUCAGUCAUUGUGCUACAGUGUGGCGCGGAUUCUUUGGCGUUAGAUAGACUGGGUUGUUUCUCGCUAAAUAUAAAAGGACACGGUGAGUGUGUAAAGUACGUGAAAUCAUUCGGCAUUCCGUUGUUGGUGCUUGGCGGGGGCGGGUACACGAUUCGCAAUGUGUCUCGAUGUUGGACGUACGAAACAGCAUUACUGGUUGACGAACCCGUGGAUGAACAAAUCCCAAUGCAGUCCGAGUACGCCAAUUUCUUUGCGCCUGAUUACAACUUGUGCCCAGUUAUGUCGGGUAACUUCACGAAUCAAAAUAGUAAGCAAUACGUAGAAAACAUUAAACAAACAGUUUUUGACCACUUGAAGUUUGUGCAGUGCGCUCCUAGCGUUCAGAUGCAAGAUGUACCACCCGAUAUAUUUUCGUUUGAACCGGUGAAAGAAGACGAUCCGGACGUUCGAUGUUCGAUGGACGAAACGAAGUGAGUUGAUUGCACUCUCUUUAUUUCGCGAUUUCCUUAUAAUUAAGUACCAAAGGGAAGCCGUCAACGAAUAUUAUAACGGCGACCGAGAUAACGACAAGACGGAAAACAACGACGACGACGAUGUAAAUAUUUCAGCUUGACGAUGUUUUAAAUCGCCAUAUUUUAUAUGCUCUUAAUUUAGUUUAAUUUUUUUUACCCAGUCGAUGAUAAGUUUUUAGGAUUGCCGGCGAAAUGUUAAUUCUGAAAAGUCCUGCAAUUGAAAAGCUCAGAAUUAUUUUAGACUGUCUUAAAAUUAAAUGUUUUAAAUUAUAUAUCUGAUUAAAAAUGGUCCUUUCAUAGUUUACAUGCAGUAAUUUACAUAGAUUUCUUGAAAGGUGACCUGAAAAAUCUGUGUAGUAAGAAUCCUUGAUUUUUUAGAUGUAUUGAUAUUUUGCAGACUAAGAUUGACCAAUUUUGCAGUAUUGGGUAAAAAAACUUUAGAACAGAAAACAUAUUUUCGCUGAAACUAAAUUUUGCGUUUUUUUAUUGCUAUGAUACAACGAAUUCUUGAAAUGUAUUAAUUUUUGCAAGUUUUUGUGUGUGUUUUUUAUAUAUUUAUUUUUCAUUAUUUUUUCCAGGUGGCAUCCCCAUAAAAAACUUUUUUAAAAAAACCUUUUCCUAUUAAUAUAUUCAAUUUCGCACCAAUAAUUUUCUUAUCAUAGAACAUAGUUUGUAACAAGAUGAGAACACGUAAUACCAGCGCUCUUUAUGCCCGAUGAGCAAAAUUUAACUUAAAAAGACACAAAAGAUGUUCUCUUAUCUCAUUUUACAAAAUUUCUUUGUACCAUAUCUUUACAAACACGAAUGUUUUUCUACUUUGUACAAUGAUAGCUUGCAAACCAAACUUCAGUCAGUCUUGGAAGUAAUUUAUUUGAAGUUGUCGUUUGCAGAAUAUAUUCAAACUUAAA
This is a messenger RNA of Hydractinia symbiolongicarpus, 2244 nucleotides long. Its product is annotated as histone deacetylase 3-like. The coding region runs from base 75 to 1298 and encodes 407 amino acids. Lineage: Eukaryota; Metazoa; Cnidaria; Hydrozoa; Anthoathecata; Hydractiniidae. The record is from RefSeq and is a predicted model, not a curated record. Gene Ontology annotation, molecular function: histone deacetylase activity. The transcript is spliced from 2 exons.